Callorhinchus milii (elephant shark) is the source of this 2904-nucleotide messenger RNA. Its product is annotated as platelet glycoprotein 4. Gene Ontology annotation, biological process: amyloid-beta clearance by cellular catabolic process; long-chain fatty acid import into cell; low-density lipoprotein particle clearance. Gene Ontology annotation, molecular function: low-density lipoprotein particle receptor activity; scavenger receptor activity; low-density lipoprotein particle binding. Bases 80 to 1510 code for a protein of 476 amino acids. The transcript has 12 exons. NCBI's taxonomy places the organism in Eukaryota, Metazoa, Chordata, Chondrichthyes, Chimaeriformes, Callorhinchidae. The record is from RefSeq and is a predicted model, not a curated record. Gene Ontology annotation, cellular component: cell surface; caveola; cytoplasm.
UCUUGCGUUCACCUCGAAGCUUACCGAGUAAGAGAAGGUUGUGCCUCUCCUCAGGGUAAACCUGUUAACUUUAGGAAUAAUGGGCUGUGACAAGAAACAUGUCUUCAUUGCUGGAGUGGUUAUUGGCGCAUUGUUGCUAAUAUUAGGAGGUAUCCUAAUACCAGUUGGGGACAAGAUUAUUCAGGAUACUAUAACGAAGGACGGUGUUAUUGAAGAAGGUACCCUUGCCUAUGAGAACUGGAUACAAACAGGAAGUACUGUCUACAGGCAGUUUUGGCUCUUCAAUGUAUUAAAUCCAAUGGAUAUUAUUGAUUCAGGUGCUAAACCUCAACUCGAGCAGAGAGGACCCUACACCUACAGGGUUCGUUAUCUCAGAAAGAACAACAUUACCGUGAAUGACAAUUACACAAUAUCGUACCUGCAGCCCCAGUCAGCUAUCUUUGAACCCACCAUGUCAGUUGGCUCAGAAGAGGACAGUAUCACAGCUCUCAACCUUGCUGCUGCAUCUGCACCAUCUCUUUACCCCCCAAUUCUUCAUGGCAUAGUCAAUGGCAUCAUUAAAAAGGCAGGUGCCUCAUUGUUCCAGAAUAGAACAGUGAAGGAAAUACUUUGGGGCUACGAAGAUCCAAUACUGGUUGCAGCAAGUUCAGAAGAUAUCAUUACAGGAGUAUUUUACCCAUACAAUGGAACAGCAGAUGGAUUUUAUAACGUGUUCAAUGGAAAAGACGACAUUGACAAAGUUGCUCUAAUUGACCGUUGGAGGAACGAAAAAAAUCUCCCCUUCUGGAACGAUGCUUACUGUGACAUGAUCAAUGGGACAGAUGGAAGCUCGUUCCCACCUUUUAUCGACAAGAAAGACUUAUAUUUCUUUUCUUCUGAUAUUUGCAGGUCUAUCUUUGCAAAGUAUGAAGGAACACAAAAGCUGAAGGGAAUUCCUGUCCAGCGUUUUGCAGUUCCUCCUGAAGCUCUCGCUUCUCCAAGAGAAAAUCCUGACAACCACUGCUUCUGCAAGGAAGAUAUUGUUUCGCAAAAUUGCACUCUUGGUGGUUUCUUGGAUAUCAGUGCCUGUCAUGAUGGGAAACCCGUUUAUAUCUCACUCCCUCACUUCCUGUAUGCAAGUCCUGAAAUACAGAAAUCUAUGCAGGGCCUGAAUCCGAAAAAGGCAAUACAUGAGACCUUUAUGGAUGUGGAACCUACCACAGGAUUUACCUUGAGAGUUGCAAAGCGGCUACAAAUCAACAUAAUGUUUAAGCCAUCAACCAAAAUUAAAAUACUGUCAAAUAUCAAGGAGCCACUCAUUUUUCCAGUCCUAUGGCUCAAUGAGACAGCAACAGUUGAUGAUGAAACUGCCCAGUUGUUCAGAGAUUCUUUAUUGGUGCCCGUGACAGCCCUUGGUAUUGUUCAGUUAACCUUGAUAUGCUCUGGAAGCCUACUUGUUCUAGUAUGUGCAGUCGGCCUUUGCGUGACUUCAGAAGACGAAAGAAAAGGAAAACCCUUACAUUUGAUGUAGUGCCUUACCACCUCAUCAAAACAACUCAAGUGUAUGAGUCGGUAGAUCAUUGUUUGGAUGAUGUUUCCUCAUGUGACUAAUUUGUGAUAUCUCUUUGUGUGAUUCCUUUAUAAGGAAUACUUAUACAAUUCCUUUUUAAAUGUUGUGGUCCGAGCCUCUGUAGCCAGUUAUAUCCAAUGUUCUAACCAGAAGCACGGCAGUCAGUAAUUCUGAUGUGGCUAUUUUGAACUAUUUGGUGAUAUAAAUAUUAAUAGUGAUAUAUAGUGUGAAACACCAGUAACUAUCCUUCUUGGGGGUGAGUUAAGGGUGGUCACCUUGGAGCUGAACUGGGUCCAUGGUGACAUGAUUGGCAACUGAAUGUCAGAAUCAGUAGUUCAGUUCCUGAGCCAGGUGGGUCCUGAGCCAGUGGCCCUGCUGAUGACAGCACAGCCAGCCUGGUUCAUCAGCAGUAUCUGGAAGCACAGCCUAGCCGCUGGGGGCAGGGAGUCAUCCCACUCAGCUCCUGUUAACCCUGCAAGCCAAAGCCCUAACAGGUAUGGGCACCAAGCUGGACAAGCAGCGGGAAAGCUUGCCAUGCCAGUCAGUGCUUUAAUCAGAAACUAUGGGGUUUUAGCUGGUUAGACUCAAGAAGUACCCCAAUGCAUACGCUGGGGUCCUCAAACCUUGAUUCUUGCCAACCUGCGCCUAAUACUCUCCCGGAAUUAGGUAAGCAGGAAUGGGUACCUCCAGGGAGAGAUGGCCUCCAAUAAAUGUCUCUGGAAUUUCCAUGUGUAGUGGGAUGCAUAGAACUCAGUUUGGUUUGGAGAAUCUAAAGCAUGGUGAUGAGUUUCUGCACGUUUCAGACACCCGGCUGCCCACUAAAAGUGUGAAACACUAAAUGAUCAGUAGGUGACAAUGUGGUUCCCGAGAAUCACUUCGGGAGUCUACCAUAUUAAUCCCUAGUUUGGAGACAUUGACAGUUGUUUUGGCCAUGAUGUCUUUUACUGAAAGACGGACAGUCAUAAGAGACAGUGUAGAAAAGACACGUUAGGAAAAUAACUCUAACCUUGGCAGAGAAGGCUCGAUGGACUGGCUGAUCUAAAUCCUCUUUCCUAUUCCUAUCAAUAUUCUUUUUACCAAUCUUGCUGUAUUGCCAUGAGAACAGAGGAAAACAAACAAACCGUGAUUUAAUUUUUAACCAGUGGCAUGAUCUGAAAUUAUUAACACAUUGGUUCUAUCAUUAAGUCAACAGUUUAAUACACCCAUUAAUGUGAUUAUACCAUCCUAUGUUUCUCUUUUAUAAUAAAGAGUAAAUGUUAGCAUUUGCUGAAUGUUUGGAUGGAAGCAUUGUUAAAUAAGGAAUAUUCUGUGAGAUGCAUUGCACUUUUGCUGAAUAAAAGCACUUUUAAAAGUUG